AUGUCGGCAGCUCAGACGUUGGAUUUGGUGGCCUCUCCUACUGACAGAUUGACCGAAGAUGAGUGGAUCCAGGUAACAACAAGGUCUAUACUGCAAGGAGAAUCACACGUCUUUUCUUUCCUUUCUGAUGUGUUUCUGUCUUGCUCUCUUGUUUUCCACAGAAACUGUAUGCAAGCUUUUGAGUGGUAUUCUAGUAGGAAGAGCUGCCCAAUGUGCAGAAGGGAGCGUUAUCAACGUGCAAUUCAUGAUGCUGCUUGACUUCACAGACGCCAUUGUUCUACCAGCACACGCAACCUAACGUUUGUAGGGGGAAUAUACAAAAAUAUCCAGAAAAUCAAGUUCCCCAAAGACAAAAAGAUGGCUCGCCAGUUCUUGGAGCAGAAGUUGCAGGAACUGAAUGACAGCUUUGUCCGAUACUGUCACACUGACAUGGAGGCUUUUCUGAAUGAUAUCGACCGUUCGCUGUCAUCAAGCAGACAAGUCCUCGAACAGCUGGGGAGAAAAGGCAUCUCAGAACCUCGGGAGAACGUGUGGGAGCGACUGAAAAGCCAGGUCGGAAACAAGACGCAGUUGGUCAUAAAAUCCUGA
Messenger RNA from Gambusia affinis (western mosquitofish), 588 nucleotides. RefSeq names its product ring finger protein 32 (gene rnf32). The record is from RefSeq and is a predicted model, not a curated record. Lineage: Eukaryota; Metazoa; Chordata; Actinopteri; Cyprinodontiformes; Poeciliidae.